AUGUUUUCUAGUAUAAAUAAACUUCUAUUAAGAAGGUCACACAUAUAUACACCUUCAGCAAUCAUUAAAUCAAUACCUACAUUUUCACAAUUUUCUACAUCAUCAGUUAUAAAUCAAGAGUCAACAUCUACAAUACAACAACAACAACAACAACAACAACAAACUUCAAGAUACGGUAAAAAACCAAUUACAAAAUCUACAUCUUCAUCAUUAAAGAAAAAUGAGAAAAUAGUUGGAUGGAAACUUUAUGGACUUUUCAAUAGACAUAAUACUAGAUGUACAUUAGUUUCAAUAGUUGAAGAUCAAGAUUUUCUUGAAAAAAAUAAGGAUUUAAGUUAUAAUGAAAAAGUUCUUUAUUAUUUACAAUUACCACAUAAAGUAAAAUAUACUAUAUCUGCUGGACAAUUAGGUUUUAGAAAAACUCAAAGACAAGAAUAUGAAGCUGGAUUUCAAGUAGCUGCUAAAAUGUUUAAAACAAUUGAAGAAAAACAAUGGAUUGGACCAACUGAUAAAAUUGAAUUAAUAUUAAAAAAUUUUGGUAAAGGUAGAGAAGCAUUCAAAAGUGCAUUAUUAGGUAAAGAAGGGUAUGGGAUCAAAAAUAAUAUAACUAGAAUCUCUGAUGCUACUUCUAUUAAAUUUGGAGGUGUUAGAUCAAAGAGAACUAGACGUUUAUAGGAGAAUAAUAUACUUGUACAUACUUAAAUCUAGUCUAUUCUUAUCGUUAUAACUUUACCAAAUAGCCCUAGGUUUAGUCACAUGAUUUGCAGCUAGUGUAUAAUUUUUCAAAGUGGUAGCGUUUCGUUUAGUACUGUGCGAAAAUUAAUGAAACAAAAUUAUAGGUACUGAAAUUUUUUAUAUCGAAUUUUAUCAACCAUAAUAUUACAUUGACAAUGGCUCGUAUGUUAACAGAAGAUAACUACAUUUAAAUCGAAUAGAAUGAACAAGAGAUAAACUAUACAAGAGAUGAGAUAUUACGUUUGAAAAUAGUUAAUUAUAUUGAAAGAUCCACUACAAAUUAUAAUUUUCACCAUGGGAAAUAUCACGAUGAGACAAAGAUCAAAUACAAAUCAUAAAAGAAACCAUGAUUAUUUUAAUUUAUUUUGAAUUGAAAGAGGUCAUCUUCAUCUAUUUUGUUCAUUUCAAGUGUGGAGUUUUUCAAAAUUUUAUACUAACAUUUUUUUAGCAACUACUAAAGCUUCAGCUGCUAAAAAAGCUACUUUAAAAGGUGUUAAUGGUAAAAAAGUCACUAAAGUUAGAACAUCAACUACUUUUAGAUUACCAAAAACUUUAAAAUUAUCAAGAUCACCAAAAUAUCAAAGAAAAUCUAUUCCACAUUAUAAUAGAUUAGAUGCUUAUAAAAUCAUUGUUGCUCCUAUUGCAACUGAAACAGCUAUGAAAAAAGUUGAAGAUGGUAAUACUUUAGUUUUUCAAGUUGAUAUUAAAGCAAAUAAACAUCAAAUUAAAUCUGCUAUAAAAGAAUUAUACGAUGUUGAAGCUGAAUAUGUUAAUACUUUAAUUAGACCAAAUGGUACUAAAAAAGCUUAUAUUAGAUUAACUGCUGAUCAUGAUGCUUUAGACGUUGCAAACAGAAUUGGAUACAUUUAA
Messenger RNA from Insectozyma verbasci, 1605 nucleotides. The record is from the annotation of a GenBank genome assembly. NCBI's taxonomy places the organism in Eukaryota, Fungi, Ascomycota, Pichiomycetes, Serinales, Debaryomycetaceae.